Molecule: messenger RNA, 1578 nt
Organism: Drosophila kikkawai
Lineage: Eukaryota; Metazoa; Arthropoda; Insecta; Diptera; Drosophilidae
Source: RefSeq, a predicted model, not a curated record
UGACGGUUUUCAUCAGCUGCUUUAAAUACAAAAUUCACAACAAUUUCAGGCCCUUCUUAAGCAACUCAAGACAACUUCACAUCGUAAAAUGACGAGUAUAUCAAGCCUCAACGAAGACUGCCUGCUUCAAAUUGUAGAGUACCUGGGUCUCGAGGAACAGUUGGAACUAUGGCAGGCCACGGAGUCCACGUCGCGUCUGUGCUCGGUGAUUUCAUACGCCUGGCAGCGUCAGAGCAAGCACUGCGUGCGCCGGGAAACAUUCUCUGGAAGGCCUGUACUUCAACGGGAUUUCCUGCAAUGUAUCAGCUCCACUGUCACGGAGCUCACACUCCGGUAUUUGCCCAUGGAACAGCUCGAGCAGUGGAAGGCACACACGUUUCCCAACGUGAGGGAACUUUACUACCUGGGGGAUGAAUACGAUGAAGCCGAUGGUGACGCUGACAUUGCGAUUAUGGUGAGUUGCUUUCCUCAGCUGGAAUCCGUUGGGAUAAGCGGAAACACCAGUGGCCAGCACAUCAGCCAGUGGCGACACCUUCGACGUCUGGAUCUUCAACUGUGCUGGUACCUGGGCUUACAAUGCUUUGAGGAUAUUUGUCAGAAACUGCGCCUUCAAACCCUUACCGUUCAAUGGCGACGAGCUGAAGAGGAUGUCUACGUACAGGCCAUAUCGGCGCUAGAGGAUCUGGAAGAGCUCGACUUGGACAUAGUCCACCUUAGUCCCGAGAAUGCCCGAAAGCUGUUGAGUCUGCCGAAAUUGGCAAAGUUUCGCCUGCACAACAUGGACCUUUUCGAUAGUGUCCUGGAGGACAUUGCUCGACUGCGUGGACCUGAUUUGGUGGGCAUCACUUGCAGAGACAAUUUUGUGAGGUGGAGCCCUCGGGUGCUGGCGAAUUUGGUUAACCUACGUCGCCUUACACUCGUAGACGAUGAGGGCAGUUGCGCCAUUGAUUUUAGUGUUAUAAUCAAAAGUUUUCCCCACUUGGAGCAACUGAACCUGGAGAACUCGCGCAUUUGGCCAAAUGCUGACGGCAUCUGGGACGUAGUGGCUGCAUGUCCACAACUCGAGGUAAUCACUGUAUUCAAUCAGUGUCUUUCCGAGGACUUCUUUGCCUUUAGUGCCUCUACUAUGCAACGGGCCCUGGAUAAGAGAAUCGAGCCUUUGGCCAUUCGGUUUCUUGGAACGGGCAAUGAAGAAUUGAUUGCCCAGCAUUUUGUACAUCGCAAUCUAAAAGUAUUCCACAAGGCCACAGAUUACACUAUUUCCCAAGUACCUGAAGAAUGCAUGGAGUUUGAAUUCUUGAUUCUGGAUAAAUCGUGAAAAAUUCGGGUUUUUAUCUUUAAGCUCCCGAGAGUAAACUUAUAUUUAAGACAUCCUUAACCCCCACCCGCAAAGUGCACUAAAACCUAGUUUAAGUAUUUCAAAUUCUAAAGUUGAGGCUGCCUAACACACAGGCUAAUUAUCAUUUAAUAAUCUUUAAAAUUCAUUGAAUAUAAAAAUGUAAAAUAUAUACAUUUAUUUUUAUAAAGCUCUCUUUAUUUUAGUAUUUAAGUGGGAUUAUACGAACCUAAAUAAAUAAA